Molecule: messenger RNA, 619 nt
Organism: Saccoglossus kowalevskii
Lineage: Eukaryota; Metazoa; Hemichordata; Enteropneusta; Harrimaniidae
Source: RefSeq, a predicted model, not a curated record
UUAACAGUUAUGGCUACGUGGAGACUUAAUAUAUUGAUAUGGUGCAUGGCGUUCAACUCAGACGUGUUUGUAGUUUAUGGUAUUUUAUCCAGAGGUCCUAGGGAACAAAUGGAUACAAGAAUGUCAGCACAAUCAGAGAAGCAGUUCAUAUUGAAUGAAACUGAUAGACAUGCAGAUAUUGGAUCAACCUUUUCAAAUAUUGAGAAAAUCAACAGCAGGCUAAAUCUCUAUCAAGGAGACAUUAUGUUAACUGACGAACAACAGAGACGGAAGGAAGCUGGGUUGCCAAUUAUGUAUGAUAGAAAAAGAGGGAUUACGUCCUACACUGAUGUAUAUUGGAGUGAUAACACAGUUCACUAUUGGUUUGAUGAGAAUUAUGAUGGUAACAGAAUAUAUGCAGAGAAUUAUAGAUGCAUUACAGGAGUUGCAAGAUGACACAUGUUUAAUUUUCAUCGAAGGAAUUAGUUCCCAUUAUAUUAAGAUCAUAGAUGGUGGUGGAUGCUGGUCCUACAUUGGUAAUGUGGAUUACUAUCAGUCACCGCAGGAACUCUCACUUGCAUGGGGCUGCUUAUCUGUAGGGACUAUUCAACACGAAUUCCUCCAUGCAGUUGGCUUUCAC